AUGCCAAAUUAUUAUCCUCAUAAAGACGAAGAAGAUAAAAUACAUAGUUAUGGUGACAUUUUAUCAGAUAAACAUUCAGUACCUGAUUCCAAUAAUACCUCAUCAUCAUCAACAAUAUCAAAUGACAAUGAACCAAAAGAAUACUUACAACUAGAAAGAACAGAAACAAAAAAAUCACUUAAAAGUUUAGGAGUUUCGAAAGAGAAACCACCACCACAAAUUAAUGAUCCACCAAUAGAAGAUCCAAUUUUCCCAGAAGAAUAUCAUUUGGAAACUGAUACUGGUUUAGUUCGUGCUAAAACUUUGGAAAGUUUAGGAAGAACUAUAAGUGGUUCUCAUCAUAGUGUAACAGAUGAAACAGAAUUUGUUACUUUUAAAAUAGAUGAUCCUGAAAAUCCUCAUAAUUGGCCAAUGUGGAAAAAAUGGUUUUAUACUUUCUUAUUAACAUGGUUAGUUAUUUCUGCUGCAUAUGGAUCUUCAUGUUUAUCCGGUGGAUUAUUUACAAUAAAUGAUAAAUAUCAUGUUUCAACUGAAGUUUCUACUUUAACUGUUUCAUUAAUGGUUUUUGGAUUUUCAGUUGGUCCUUUAAUUUGGGGUCCAGGUUCAGAAAUUAUAGGAAGAAGACCAAUAUAUUUUAUAAGUUUUGGAUUAUAUACAAUUUUCAACAUUCCUUGUGCAUUAUCUCCAAAUAUUGGUGGUUUAUUAGUGUGCCGAUUUAUUUGUGGAGUUUGUGCAUCUAGUGCUUUAACCAACGUUGGAGCGAGCUUAGUUGAUAUUCAUUCAGAAGCUAGUAGAGGCUUGAGUAUUGCAUUCUUUAGUUUUGCUCCAUAUUCAGCUCCAAUUUUAGGUGUUUUAGUUAAUGGAUUCAUUAGUGUUAACACAAAAAGACUUGAUUUAAUUAUAUGGGUAAAUAUGGCAUUUGCAGGAGUUAUGUGGAUAAUAGUAACUAUGAUACCAGAAACUUAUGCUCCAACAAUUUUAAAGAAAAGAGCUAAAAAAUUAAGAAAAGAAACAGGUAAUCCAAACAUUAAAACAGAACAAGAAGCUCAACCUUUAUCAAUUAAAGAAAUGGUCAAUACAAAUUUAGUUUUACCAUUAAAAUUUAUUGUUACUGAACCUGUUUUAGAUUUAGUAUGUGCAUUUAUUGCAUUAAUAUAUGGUUUGUUGUAUGCAUUCUUCUUUGCUUAUCCAUACAUUUUUGGUAAAUUAUAUGGUUAUAAAGAUGAUAAAAUUGGUCUUAUGUUUAUACCUGUUUUAAUUGGUGCAUCAAUUGCUGUCGGAACAACUUAUAUCUUGGAAAAGCAAUAUAAUGUUAUGUUAAAAAAGAAGAAACCAGUUCCAGAAGAUAGAUUAGUUGGAGCAAUGAUUGGGGCUCCUUUCCCUUGUAUUGCAUUAUUUAUAUUAGGAGCUACUUCAUAUAAACAUAUAAUUUGGGUUGGUCCAGCAUCAUCAGGACUUGCGUUUGGUUUUGGAAUGACAUUAAUAUAUUAUUCAUGUAAUAAUUAUAUUCUUGAUAGUUAUGCAAAACGUGCUGCGCUGGCAUUAGCUACAAAAGUAUUUUUAAGAUCUGGGUUAGGUGGUGCAAUGCCCUUAUUUAUAACUUAUAUGUAUCAAGGUCUUGGUUUACAAUGGGCUAGUUGGUUAUUGGCUUUUGUUUCAUUAGCCAUGGUUCUUGUCCCAUUCAGUUUUUACUUGUACGGUGCUACACUUAGAGCCAAAUGGUGUAAAGAAGAUUAUACAAUACAUUAUGAUUAG
This is a messenger RNA of Lodderomyces pseudojiufengensis, 1755 nucleotides long. RefSeq names its product spermine transporter (gene TPO3). Gene Ontology annotation, biological process: transmembrane transport; spermine transport. The transcript has a single exon. Gene Ontology annotation, molecular function: spermine transmembrane transporter activity. Lineage: Eukaryota; Fungi; Ascomycota; Pichiomycetes; Serinales; Debaryomycetaceae. The record is from RefSeq and is a predicted model, not a curated record. Bases 1 to 1755 code for a protein of 584 amino acids. Gene Ontology annotation, cellular component: fungal-type vacuole membrane.